AUGUUCAAGUUCCUGCCGUUGCUCGUGCUGGGUUUCCUCGCCUCCGGCUAUGCGCUGCCCGUUGCCGAAGAGAAGGAGUUUGUGGCCAUUUUGAAAUCGGAGGUGAACAAGAACGAGGAUGGCUCAUACCAGGUCAACUACGAGGGCGCCGAUGGCACCGAGCGCAAGGAGGAGGCCAGCGUUGUGGAUGCCGGCACCGAGAACGAAACGCUGGAAGUGAAAGGUUCCUACAAGUACAUCAACGAUAAGGGCGAAACGGUUGAGGUAUUCUACACGGCCGGCGUCAAUGGAUUUGUGCCAUACGGCACCAUAAUCAAUCCGGAGAUCACCUCAGUCGCCGAGGCAGCCAAGGAUUUGCCCAACACUCAAGAAGACGAAGUGAAGUCGUAA
This is a messenger RNA of Drosophila novamexicana, 390 nucleotides long. RefSeq names its product endocuticle structural glycoprotein ABD-5 (gene Cpr47Ec). The record is from RefSeq and is a predicted model, not a curated record. Gene Ontology annotation, cellular component: chitin-based extracellular matrix. The transcript is spliced from 2 exons. Bases 1 to 390 code for a protein of 129 amino acids. Gene Ontology annotation, molecular function: structural constituent of chitin-based larval cuticle. NCBI's taxonomy places the organism in Eukaryota, Metazoa, Arthropoda, Insecta, Diptera, Drosophilidae.